Racocetra persica is the source of this 409-nucleotide messenger RNA. NCBI's taxonomy places the organism in Eukaryota, Fungi, Glomeromycota, Glomeromycetes, Diversisporales, Gigasporaceae. The record is from the annotation of a GenBank genome assembly.
UCAUUAAAAACAUAUAAACAAAAUAUUGCUAUUCCGUUUGAACAAAUAAGCCCUGAUAAUGACAACGAAGAGGAAUUUAUAUUAUCAGAUGAAAACACUGAUAAUAAUAAUAUUGAUACGGGAGAUACUAGGGAUAAUGAUCAUAUAGAAACAGUUAAUUGCGUAGAUGACUGGAAAGUAAUUGUAGAACGAUGGAUAAAUCUAACUGAAGAAGAAGAUGAGCAUAUGCAAUAUAAUUUAGCGAGUUCAGAUGAAUCAGAAAGUUUAACCGACUUGUAUGAAGAAGAAGAUGAAGUAAUGCACCAAGAUUUUUUAAUUCAUCCCGCAGAUAAUUUAGAAGCAAAAUGGAAAUUGACAGAUAUUUUUGCGGAUUUGUUAGUACAAUCUGAUUCUAUCCAUUUGCUUUUGG